AUGAGCAUUCCCGGUGGAAAUCGGUGGACAGUGGUGGCCGUGGUGCUGCUGGUGGCCUUGGUUCUAGGGAGCACCACCGUCCAGGCGUCCAAGUGUCCGCGAAGUGAGAAGUCGCUUAACGGAGGAGUGCGAAGAGUGAUUCUGGAUCUGGACGCCGGUGGAGAUGAUGCUUGGGCGUUGUUGAUGCUGCUGGCGAAUGAGGAGCGGAACAACAUCUGCUUGCAGGCCAUCACCUGUACUCACGGGAAUGCUGCCGUAGCGGAUGUGGCGAUGAAUGUGUUGCGUAUUCUCGAGGCCAUGAAUCGGUUGGAUGUGCCAGUGUAUCUCGGUGCAACGGAGCCACUGAUAAGACCGGUGGCGGAUCGUAAUGAGCCGCAUUAUUUCUGGGGCCAGGAUGGGUUCGGUGAUGCCGAGUUCGAUACGCAACCCUCGACGCACUAUCUCGAAUCGAUGCACGCGGUUCAGAAGAUGUAUGAACUGUUUACACUGUAUCCUCAUCGAGUCACACUGUUAGCCGUCGGUCCGCUCACCAACGUGGCACUGCUGUUCAAGAUGUAUCCUGAGGCAGCGUCCAAGAUGGAAGCUCUCUACAUCCUUGGAGGUAAUCGACAUGGCGUCGGCAAUACGGCUGUGGCCGCCGAGUUCAACUUCUUCACCGAUCCCGAGGCGGCCAACAUCGUCCUUAACAGCGCACCGAUGAUCGUGAAUGUUUUUCCCUGGGAGACUGUGGUGACGUUGAUACCGGAGUUCUCAACCAAGUGGCGCUUCGAGACGUUCCACGAUUCUCCGAAUCCUGCCAUUCAGGUGUUGAACCGCGUCGAAUCGAUCGUUUACGCCGAGGAGAAAGGCUGGACACCGUGUGAUAUGUUUGUGGCGAGCGUAUUUUUGAACUCUUCGAUCGUCCAAUCACGGGUGACACAUCGGGCUGAGGUUGAGCUGAGUGGACGAGUCACACGAGGAAUGAUGGCCAUUUUGCAUCACGUCAAAGAUGUGGAGCAGCAUAAUGUUGCCAUCAUUGAUGCGAUCGAUGCAGCUCAGGUUCGGCGUAUGUUGCUUGCCUUGAAAGACGUCCAGGUGAAGGAAAAGUUUAUGCGCAGCCUAAUGAGGACGAGUGGCGACAAAAAGGCAUGAGUGUCCUUUCUGUGCACGCGAGACUGAA
Anopheles aquasalis is the source of this 1159-nucleotide messenger RNA. Its product is annotated as pyrimidine-specific ribonucleoside hydrolase RihA-like. The record is from RefSeq and is a predicted model, not a curated record. Gene Ontology annotation, molecular function: hydrolase activity, hydrolyzing N-glycosyl compounds. NCBI's taxonomy places the organism in Eukaryota, Metazoa, Arthropoda, Insecta, Diptera, Culicidae.